AUGGUUCCUCCACCAAUCAACCCUCCACCAAAAACAGCCCCACCUCCACCAAGCAACCCUCUACCAAAAACAUCCCCACCUCCUCCAACAACAGAGCGAGGGGCUCCGGCACCCAGCGUGGAUUGUACCACUCUGAUAUACGGCAUGUCUGAUUGUCUGACAUAUUUGACAGUUGGAAGUAAUGAAACAAAGCCGGAAGACACGUGUUGCACUGGACUUAAGACGGUGUUAGACACCGAUGCAGAUUGCUUAUGUGAAGGCCUAAAGAGCAGUGCUAGUUUGGGUUUUAACAUUGAUUUCAAAAAGGCUAAGGCCAUACCUUCUGUUUGUAAGAUCCCCACUCCACCAUCACUGACCAGCUGUGAUCUCACCUCUUCUCCCUCUACUCCUGGUGCUCCUUCUUCGCCUGUUAUCUCAUACCAAUGCAACAAGGUCAUACCAAUGAAAUUGACACCCAAGGUCAAGCUACUGAUGAACCAGUUAAGAAGAGUCAAGGGGGUUGUGGUGCUCAACAACCUACGCUCACUAUUGAAGGUAUGAAAAUGAUUGCUGAAU
Molecule: messenger RNA, 555 nt
Organism: Camellia sinensis
Lineage: Eukaryota; Viridiplantae; Streptophyta; Magnoliopsida; Ericales; Theaceae
Source: RefSeq, a predicted model, not a curated record